ACAAUAUUCUCUACUAAGAAGAAGACACUGGGGCUCGGUGAGUUUCACGUCUGUCGCAGCCCCCCAUGCGGCCCCCUGUACCCAAGGUACAAUCCAACGUUUGAGCUCCGGUGGGCGGAGCUUGAGGGCAGCUGGAACUGCAAUUGGUGGCUUUGAAGGCGCAGCGGGCGGGAACAGCUGCCGAGGAGCGAGACGGCUGGAGAUGAGGGCCGUGCCAAAGAAAUGGAUGAGACUGUUGCCGAGUUUAUCAGGAGGACCAUCCUGAAAAUCCCCAAGACUGAAAUAAUGACAAUCCUGAAAGGAUGGGAUUUUUUAUCUGAAAAUCAACUGCAGACUGUAAACUUCCAGCAGAAUAAGGAAUCUCUCAUUCAGCACUUGAUACUGCUAUGUGAGGAAAAGCAUGCAAGUUUCAACGACGUGGCCCUUUUAGACAUGAUUUAUACUCAAGUUCAUCGGCACCAGAAAGUUUGGAAUGUUUUUCAGAUGAGUAAAGAACCAGGUCAAGACGUUGACCUUUUUGAUAGAAAACAAUUUAAAAGUUCAUUUAAGAAAAUUCUUCAGAGAGCAUUAGAAGAUAUGAUGGUCAGCUUCAGAGACACUGAGGAGAAUGCAGUCUGGAUUCGAAUUGCCUGGGGAACACAGUAUACAAAGCCGAAACAGUACAAACCUACUUAUGUGGUGUAUUAUCCCCAGACUCCAUAUGCCUUCGCUUCUUUCUCCAGCCUAAGGAGCAAUAUACCACUUCUGGGUCAGACCUUUGAAAUGCACAACUCUACAACACCUCUACAGGAAAGAAGCCUUGGGCUAAAUAUAAAUAUGGAUUCAAGGAUCAUUCAUGAAAACAUAUUAGAAAAAGAGAGAGUCCAAAGAAUAACUCAAGAAACUUUUGGAGACUAUCCUCAACCACAACUGGAAUUUGCACAAUAUAAGCUUGAAACAAAGUUCAAGAGUGACUUAAAUGGGGGCAUCUUGGCUGAGAGGGAAGAACCCCUCCGGUGCCUAAUAAAGUUCUCUAGCCCACAUCUUUUGGAAGCAUUGAAAUCCUUAGCACCAGCCGGUAUCGCAGAUGCACCACUCUCUCCAUUGCUUACUUGCAUACCCAGCAAGAGAAUGAAUUAUUUUAAAAUUAGAGAUAAAUGAGAGUAUGUGGUUUUGUAAGCACAUCAGCUCCUUAACUAUAUUGCACACAUAUUUCAGUUCAUGGCUGGCUGGAUAGCUUCUGUUUAUACUUGUAUUUUAGAAAUUAAUUCUUGGUAAUGAAAAUUUAGAAAUGUUCAUAUAAUUGGUGGGACUGAUUCUUUCCUCCUCCACAAUACCCUAAGUAUAGCAGUUGUGGGCGUUUGAGAUUGACAGGAUAUAUACAUGGCUCCCGAUGUGACCUUAAGUGCCUGAAUGCUCUGAAGUCAAGCAUAUGGCACAGUAGUUGAGACUGUUGGGCAUCAUGUCAAGCGUACUUUUUUUCACUCCUGUAUCUCCCUGAUCAUGGGGAGAUCUGGUUCCAGUGGCUGGGUUCCAGGGAUUUUCUCUUAAGCGCUGGAUCAUGGAAAGAAACACCAAGAAACUAUACCCAACUCAAAGCUUUCCAGGAGAAUCAUAAAAUUGCUCCAUUCAGAGGGUAGAGUUGGGUCCACUAAGUUAUUAUUGCAGGAGGUUGCAUAUCUGAUGAUUCAGUUAUAUAAAAUAAAUGUUUUCAUUGUAAAUAUGAUACUUUUCAUCACCUGUUUAUCAUAACGUGGAACAUUCAAACUGACCAAUAUUAUGCUGAUUUGUGAAUAAAGAUGUUGAAAAACUGGUA
Molecule: messenger RNA, 1795 nt
Organism: Galeopterus variegatus (Sunda flying lemur)
Lineage: Eukaryota; Metazoa; Chordata; Mammalia; Dermoptera; Cynocephalidae
Gene: CENPN
Product: centromere protein N
Exons: 9
Coding region: 223-1140 (305 amino acids)
Biological process (GO): CENP-A containing chromatin assembly; chromosome segregation
Source: RefSeq, a predicted model, not a curated record